This is a messenger RNA of Adineta ricciae, 327 nucleotides long. The record is from the annotation of a GenBank genome assembly. Lineage: Eukaryota; Metazoa; Rotifera; Eurotatoria; Adinetida; Adinetidae.
AUGUGGAAGAUUCUCUUCGUAAUCCUGACUCUAUGGAUCAACUUCUCCUUAGCUCGUCCAAGUGCUGAGCAGUCCGCGUCUGAGAUUGAUCUCUACAAAGCCAAGACCUUUAUUCAAGAUUUACUUGACCGAUCAACGAACAAACACCGUCAAGCAGCAUCAUGUCAACGCUCCAAACUGGAUCUCCUCAGGAAACUAGUCGACAUCGACUCCGCCGGUAUCACGAUAGAUAGCACGAAUGCACGCCUAUUGAAUUACAUUGACCAAACUUUUAAAUUCGUUCCUUUCGAUUAUUCCCUUCGACAAGAUGAAUGCCUACAUAAUUAA